This is a messenger RNA of Yamadazyma jaroonii, 1746 nucleotides long. The record is from the annotation of a GenBank genome assembly. Lineage: Eukaryota; Fungi; Ascomycota; Pichiomycetes; Serinales; Debaryomycetaceae.
AUGGAAAUUUCAACAAAUACUUCAAAGUUAGACCUAGGAUCGACCAACACCGAUUCCAGAGCCAUACCGAGUCAAUCAGAGAAAGAGGAAUCCUUUGGAAGAUGGGAUAAUUUCGUUGAUUCUUUUAGACAAUAUCAACCUGCAAGUUAUGAUGGAUAUGAAGAAUUAACGGAUUUAGAAAAAUCCGCUAUCAAAACUGCCAACUCCCCAUUGCAAAGGAAGUUGAAUUCAAGAGUUAUGAAUAUGUUAGCAUUAGCAUCAAGUCUUGGUUCAGGAUUGUUGAUUGCCAGUGGUGAAGCUUUGAAUACUGGAGGACCCUUGGCCGUAUUAGUAUGUUGGGCUUUAACCGGAUUAGCAGUUUUUUGUACUGUUCAAGCUUUAGGUGAAAUGGCUGUUACAUUUCCAGUAUCAGGAUCAUUCAACGUUUAUGCAAGUAGAUUUAUUGACCCUUCCAUUGGAUUUGCUGUUGCAUGGAACUAUUUCUUACAAUAUCUUGUUUUAUUGCCUUUAGAGUUAGUUGCCGGUUCCAUGACUAUGCAAUAUUGGAUAACGUCUAUAAAUCCAGAUGUUUGGGUAUUAAUUUUCUACGUAGCUGUUAUUUCAAUUAAUCUUUUUGGAGUUAGAGCGUAUGGAGAAGCAGAAUUCUUAUUCCUGUUAAUCAAAGUUACUGCUAUUUUGAUGUUUAUCAUUGUUUCCAUUGUAAUAGCUGCAGGUGGAGCACCUAAGGGAGAUGCCGUUGGAGGUAAGUAUUGGGUAAACCCCGGACUUCUUGCCAAUGGAUUCAAAGGGUUUGUAAGUGUUUUUAUCACCUCAGCUUUCAGUUAUGCAGGUACUGAAUUAGUUGGUUUAACUGCUGCAGAAUCUGAAAAUCCAAGAGUUUCGUUACCUAAAGCUACCAAACAAGCUUUCUGGAGAAUUUUAUUUUUUUAUAUGGUAUCAUUGACAUUAAUUUGUUUCUUGAUUCCUUAUGAUGACCCUAGACUUUUAGGUAACAGUUCUGUAGAUAUCAAUGCUUCACCUUUUGUUAUUGCCAUAACUAAUGGUGGUAUUAGUGGACUCCCAUCAGUGAUGAACGCUGUUAUUUUAGUAUCAGUUAUUUCAGUUGGAUCUUCCAGUGUCUAUGCUACAUCACGUACCUUGACUGCGUUAGCCGAACAAGGAAUGGCCCCUAAGAUACUUGGUUAUAUUGAUAAAAAGGGAAGACCAAUAAUUGCCAUUAUGAUCACCAAUGUAUUUGGAUUAUUAAGUUUCAUUGCAGCCAGUAAUAAACAAGAAGUAGUUUUCAAUUGGUUGUUAUCCAUCAGUGGUUUGAGUUCAGUGUUCACUUGGUUAUCUAUAUGUGUUGCUCAUAUUAGAUUCAGAAGAGCUUUGUCAUGUCAAGGUAGAGGAACUGAUGAAAUUGCAUUCAAGUCUCAAACAGGUAUCAUAGGUUCAUUCUAUGGUGCAUUAUUGAAUAUCAUUAUAUUAAUGGCAGAAUUUUGGCUUUCUUUAUUCCCAUUAGGAGACAAGCCUAAUGCUCAAGCUUUCUUCCAAAGUUAUUUAGGUUUUGUGGUAUUACUUGCAUGUUAUAUUGGUCAUAAAAUCUGGAAGAAGAAUUGGAUUUUAUUCAUCAGUGCCAAAGACAUGGACAUUGACACUGGGAGAAAGGAAACCGACAUUGAGGCUUUAAAACAAGAAUUAAAGGAAGAAAGAGAAAUCUUCCAAUCAAAACCUUUAUACCAAAGAAUCUACCAUACUUGGUGUUAA